AGCACUUUUAAUGUUAGCAAGUGAGAGGACUAGUCCACAUACAUAAAAAGGAGUUUCUGCAGUCUCAGUGCUUCCGUCUUUUCUCCACCUUCUCGGCAUCUUAUGUAAUUUUUGGUCGGGGCACCAGAAAAGGUAAGGGACUGAAUCAGGACAUAUAUUUUACUUUCACGUUUGCACUACCAAUUUGAUUCCUACUGUCUACUGAUAUGCCAUUUUAUAGAUUAUUAUUAAUAAUCUUCAGUAGUACGAGUAAGUUGUCACAAAGAGUAGCAAAGGAAAUAAUUUAUUAUGUUGAUAGCAUAUUAGCAUUUACUUUUUUGCCCCCCUUGCAUGAAUGACCGCCGUCACUUCUGGUCAGUGAGUAGCAUUGCAGGGCUAUAUAAUCAGACAGUUAAUGAGCGUAUCCGUCAUCUUGUAGCGGCAAUCUUACAAUGUGGGUGCAGGAGUGGAAGCCGGUGAUGGGAAUGCUGGCCUUCGACCUCAUCUCUGCUGUGAUGACGGCGCUGGUGAAGAAGGCUCUGGAGCAAGGUCUGAACCGCCUGGUCCUCGUCACCCUCCGGCAGCUGGUCGCAACCAUCUUCCUUGCCCCGAUAGCCUUUUUCAAAGAACGGAGCACGAGGCCCAAGCUCACAUUGGAGAUCCUGGCGUACCUCUUCUUCAGCGCCGUGUUUGGCGCGGCGCUCUCGCAGUACACCUUCUUCUACGGCCUGCAGUACACCACCGCCACCUUCGCCAUAACCUUCAUCAACCUCUCCCCUGUGCUCACCUUCCUCAUCGCCGUCGUGAUGAGGAUGGAACCGCUGAAGUUGAAGAGCAUGGCGGGAGCCGCAAAGAUCACCGGAACACUCACGUCGCUGGCCGGCUUGCUGCUGCUGAGUCUCUACAAGGGAGUGCCGCUGACGCACCAGGCCGCCGCUGCACCUAGCCCAGCUGCUUCUCACCAUGCAGCACCCUCUGACAGCAGUGGCAACAGGAGCUGGAUGCUGGGAACCAUGGCGUUGCUGUUCAACUGCCUGUGCUUCUCCUUCUGGCUGCUGCUGCAGACAAAGCUGACCAAGAAGUACCCAGCCAUCUAUUCAAGCACCGCCAUCAUGUUCUUCAUCAGCACGCUGCAGGGCGGGGCGGUGACGUUGGCGAUGGAGAGACACGUGUCGUCGUGGAUGCUGACCAGCAAGCUGGAGAUCGUUACCGUCUUGUAUGCAGGGAUAGUCGGAUCUGGAGCCGGGUACCUGAUAAUGACGUGGUGCGUCGAGAAGAAGGGCCCGGUCUUCACCGCAGCCUUCAUCCCCAUGAUGCAGAUCAUGGUAGCCAUCAUCGAUUUCUUCUUCCUCCAUGAACAAAUCUACCUUGGAAGCGUGCUAGGAUCUGUACUGAUGAUACUGGGGCUCUAUCUUGUGCUGUGGGGAAAGAAGAGGGAUGAAGCAGCUACUACCACUAACAAGCAAGUCGGCGAACAAGCUGACGACAAGCCGUGAAACUCUAGAGAUUAUACACCCUUGGAUUCGGUCAUCGCAAUGCAACACAUAAUAUGUAGUUUUUCUUCCCAUUUUACUUGACUGCUGGAUGCAGCUAGCUACAUACUCCCUCCGUCCCAAAAUAUAAGAACGCUUUUAACACUACACUAGUGUCAAAAACGUUCUUAUAUUUUGGGACGGAGGGGGUAUGUUAUAUAUAAGGUUGUUCCUAGCUGGUACUGUUGACAUAUGUCCAUGCUACUGAAAUAGUGGGAUUUAGUAAAUGAGCAGAGAGCUCAUUUAGCAUGCAGCUGCCAAUGCUCUUCGGUAGCUGCAUAUGGGAAAAUUAUAUGCGAUCACGGGUCGAAUGGUACUUCUUCCUUCUCAAGAACUUUGUUAUUUU
Messenger RNA from Triticum dicoccoides, 1857 nucleotides. RefSeq names its product WAT1-related protein At3g30340-like. Gene Ontology annotation, molecular function: transmembrane transporter activity. The record is from RefSeq and is a predicted model, not a curated record. Bases 432 to 1475 code for a protein of 347 amino acids. Gene Ontology annotation, cellular component: membrane. The transcript has 4 exons. NCBI's taxonomy places the organism in Eukaryota, Viridiplantae, Streptophyta, Magnoliopsida, Poales, Poaceae.